This is a messenger RNA of Xyrichtys novacula (pearly razorfish), 12148 nucleotides long. The record is from the annotation of a GenBank genome assembly. Lineage: Eukaryota; Metazoa; Chordata; Actinopteri; Labriformes; Labridae.
GUUUCCUUCUCGCCAUGUUUGCCUGGUUGCGUCAGGAUGAAGGAGCUAGCUUAGCCAGCCGAGCUGUCCGCGGAGACACGAUGAGACAGAAAAUGACUCAUUGACUACAGUGAAGUCCAUAUUUGAAAGUACGUAAACUUAAAACCUCUAUUUUAAAGCUACUGUGGGACAUGUUAUCACGAGAUGUGUUAAAAUGACCUUGGAGAGGCUGUGUGAGUUAGUUUGGGUGUGCCAGCUGAUGUUGCUAAUGCUAACAGUGUCCUCUAAUGUAGCAAAUGCUAACCGACGAAAAGUGGGGCAACAAAAUGUCAGCGUGUACCAAAACAUGAUAUCUAGUCGAGAUGAGGUCCAAAUACAGACAUAAAACGCUUUUUACUACAGAGAUUCGCAAGAUCACAAAGUAGUCUGCUUUAAUUACCGGCUUUGUCCGUCAGGUUUUGACAGGAUGUUAACCCUCAGAGCUCCCAGCUAUAUUUUGCCAUUUUUGGUCUGCCUGUUUUCUCUAUUUCUGUAAAAAUCUAUGUAUCAACUCUAUCCUUUCAAGCACAGAAAAUAUAUAAACAUCUUUUUUUUCAGGAGAACCUCAGCUGUCAGUGUAUGGAGCGUUAAUGAUGUAAAAUGAAUGUGACAGUAGAUUCAGAACCAUCAAAGUCCACCCAAAAACAAAAACAAAAUUAAUAACACAUAAAAACACAUAAAUCUACAGUGACCAAGCCUUUUCUCACCUGCACACCAUUCUCUCAAGUCUUGGCUAUCAGGAGAAGAAAUAUUGGGAUUGGAACAAACACACAACAGAAUCUAUUUACAUAUUUACACUAAUUCUUUUUAGGUGUUUUUUACUAUAGUUGUUUAUGCCACUCCUUGAAGCAGUUCCUGUCUGGGAUGAGACAGAGGGUCACAUCAUACUGCUCAUAAUCUCUUCUUUGCUUGUUUCCAAGCAUUGAGGACCAUUAUUUCUCAUGUUGCAGACAAGCAGGGAACUUUCUUGUCUCUUGUUGAUGUUUGGUUGCCUCUUAUUGGACACUACCGUCAAGGGAACAGUAGAAGAAGAAUAUGAGACCAUGUAAUUGGUCCAAAGUUUGAUUAAAAAAAGACAUAAUUAGAACAGCUUGUCAAAUCAGGAAGACAUUAGCGCAUUUAGUGAUAGUGAUCUUUUUUUUAUCACAACAAUUAUCACUGCAGAUUUACCAUCAAACAUCUUCGAUCAAACAUGUAUUUUUGUGGCUGGAUUGUAAACCUUAUGGCAGGUGCAGAAAUGCCUGGAAACCCUCAAUAGAUCGCCAAAAGAGUAAGGUUUUGAACACUUUUUAUCCCAUAGAGAUACAUGGAAUAGUUGCAGAGAAUCAAUAUUAAUGGUGUCAGGUGGGAUCGCUGGUUGAUAAGUGUCAACCUGAGACACCUGCCAGCUGAUCACAAUGACAGCUGGGAUCUGGCUUUUCAUUUAUUUUCUCUCUGUGAUCAGCAGAUAAAGACGAGGCUUGGAACUUGGGUAGCAGAAAGGCAACCUUGGACCAUGUUAGCGCGUCUGUUCCGGCUCCACGGCCUGCUAGUGGCCUCCCACCCAUGGGAAGUAAUCGUGGGCACCCUCGCUCUCACUGUCUGCCUCAUGUCCAUGAACAGCCUGGCAACCAGCAGCCAGGUGUGCAGCUGGAAUGAGUGCCCGAAAGUGGAAGAGGUGAGGCUGGGUGUGGAAGGGAAGUUUCAGGUAAUCUUACAUGUGUGUAAACUUUAUUUGAAGAAGUUUAACUAAGUCUCUUUUGUUUCAGAAAAUCCACAGCAGUGAUGUAAUCAUCCUUACUAUCACGCGCUGCAUGGCCAUCGUUUACAUCUAUUUCCAGUUCAAGAAUCUGCGUCAGUUAGGAUCCAAAUAUAUACUGGGUGUGUAUGAGUCACUCUUUUACCAUUGCUUAAUAUUAAAUAAUGUCCAUCCUUAUUCAGGAUGAAUUUACAUGUUGCUCUCUACCUACAGGUAUCGCAGGGUUAUUCACAGUAUUUUCCAGCUUUGUUUUCAGUACGGUGGUUAUCCAUUUCUUCGGGAAAGAGCUGACAGGGCUCAAGUAAGUACUUUGCAUUAACAGGGAUACACUUCUGUUGAUUGUUAUGUGAACAUUUUCCAGGUUUAGUAAAAUAAAGGAAGAAUUGUGUUAAAAAGACAUCUCUAAAUCAUUGGAUUUAACUGCAGGACUUGACUCUAACUUUUUUCACAAGGAGCACAUGUGCUCUUAAGUUAAAAAAGUGAGGAGCUCACAAAGAACUUUAGGGGCACAAUGAAAAUUGAUCAAAUAAUGUUUGUCUUAUUGUCUGGCCGUUAGUACUAUUAUUUGACAUCAAUUUUUGGUCAAUUGGUCACAUGACUUGACAGCUAUUGAAGAAAAACAGCGUUUCUGAGAAAAUCAACCGAUAAUUUAUAGAUGGUCGCUUAUCCAAUACCUGACGUGGAUUUAACCGAGCUGCAUCUGCUAUUCCUGGUUAUGGAGAGUGAGAAGACCGCAGUGGAUCCACAGUGAAUAUCCCUCUGAUAUCCAACCUAAAACUAACUUUACUGCGGUAUUUACAUGAAAAAACAUUUGUUGAUUUUUUAUUUUUUUUUAUGUGCACAUGUGCCGCUAAUUACUUUUUACAAGUCACACACAUCUUUUUUAGUCACAAAUGCAAGAGAAACGGUCGCACUGUCGAGCCUUGAUCUGGUUCAGUCCAUCACAGAGACAGUUUUGUAAUAGGCAGCAUCCCAAGUAUUCCAAAUAUUACAUUUCAAAUUUUAACCCAGUGUUGAAGAAGAGGAUUAACUCAGUAUCCCUCGACCAGUUCAUCAUGGUGACUGGGUCUGGAAUCAAUCAGUUCAUUCAAUUCCAGGGAUGUUAGCAGUGGUUGUAUGAAAGUGCCACUUGAAGAGUUUGUACUGUCCCACAACCAAUCAGAUCAACACGAUGUAUCACAUGGCCACAGAAAUUUAAAGAGUAAAGAAACACAUCUGUCCUUUUUGGUGUUAUAAUGACAAUAAAUUGUUUGAUGGUGGCCAUGCUAGCAGAUUUUUAUGUAACUUUCAGCAGUAGAGGUUGCCAUCUUGUUUUUUUUGCAAUUCUGUUGAAGCGCCAUUCCAAUGUGAAACAUUAAACACCUACAGUAUAUGUCGUGUUUAUAUACAUUAAAAUACGCUUAAUUCUACAUACAGACAAUGUCUCCACAGCCUGACUUAUCUUGCAGGGGUCCUUUCCAACCUGAUCAGGAGUCUUUCAUUUUGGUUGUGAUUAAAUAAAGCCACACAUUGUCACUGAGAACACUCGAACCAAAAAUGGGCUCUCGGGGUCAGAGUUUGACUUUUCAACUAUGUAGAAAACAGCUGCAGUGAAAUGUUUCAGUCCAUCACUGAUUGUUAUUUGACUCUUUUCCCUGCAGUGAAGCUCUGCCAUUCUUCCUCCUCCUCAUUGACCUAUCCAAGGCGUGCACACUGGCCAAAUUUGCCCUCAGCUCAAACUCUCAGGUAAGAGUCACACUGUUGUUUUUCCUGUGUUUGUGUAAAAUACAGCUGAAACAGCCUGUUGUUUAAUACUAAAGAUAUAACUGAAUGAUCACUGACUGGUACCUGUGUCUUGUGUACAGGAGGAAGUGAGGGACAAUAUCUCCCAGGGCAUGGCCAUCCUGGGUCCCACCUUCACCCUGGAUGCUCUGGUUGAGUGUCUGGUUAUUGGGAUUGGCACCAUGUCAGGUAAAUACUUGUUUUUCCUUCUGGUCUUAUCCACAGUUAGAGAAAAUAAAAGUGAAUUUAUGGAAAAGGGACAUGAUUUUUUUGGUGUCAGAAACCUUCAAGUGUCCAUCUGUAGUCCGUGUUGAACCCCCUAGUGGUGAUUCACUCAGAAACUAAUUCACAUGCAGAACAAAAGGAGAUGAAAACCAGCAAUCCUGUAACCAAACAGAAGUCACCUGACCGCAGUUCAAGUCUCUUUAAACAGACAUCAGGAUAUAUACGUAUGUUUGCACCUUACAUUCAGUUUGUAUACGUGGCCCCUCAACUCAGACUCUGCCCUCUUUGUACAGUCAUACUGUAAACAACGGUCAGCUGACAGAUGAAGUAGGUGUUGACUGGGGGUGAUCUUUAGAGAUACCAGAAGAACAAAUAAUUUUGUUGUUUCCACAGAGGACCUCGCAGAUUUGUUUCAAACUCAUGUUUAAACACAGACCGUGUUUUCUGUUGUCUCUCAGGUGUGCCUCAGUUGGAGAUCAUGUGCUGUUUUGGCUGCAUGUCCGUCCUGGCCAAUUACUUUGUCUUCAUGACUUUCUUCCCUGCUUGUGUCUCCCUCGUCCUGGAGGUAAGGAUGAUACGAAACAAUUUGUCUGGAAUAAGGACAAGUUCCUGUCAUGCUCAUAAGAAUUUUGUGUCUGUGCGUUGGAAAGCUGUCCAGGGAAAGCCGCGAGGGCCGUCCGAUCUGGCAGCUGAGCCAGUUUUCUUGCGUUCUGGCUGAAGAAGAGGACAACAAGCCCAAUCCUGUGACACAAAGGGUCAAAAUCAUCAUGGUGAGUCUGCAACCCGCUCUGAUACCGCCACUCUCUCAAUCACGGCGCUCGAGUCAAGAUUCCUUCUCACAUACUGAGUCAAACGCAAAAUAACCUUCACUGAAGCCUUCGUAUACGCAGACUCAUUUUUAAGGGGGAACACGGUCCAAUCACAGAGCUGAGCUGGCCUACAAAUAUUUAACCAUGUCAGUGUACGAACAGUGGUUCCAGAUUCUUGGUACCAAACCUGAACCUGACCACCACCAGGAACUAAACCAAUUGUAACUGGUGUCCUGUGGUCCUCAAUCAAACAGCAUUAAACCUCAAAAGAGGAGCCGACAAACAUGAUGAUGAAAUAAAGUGAAAUUGAGCAAGUGCUGGUGUUGGAUUAAAUUUCAUAUUCGUAUUAGAUCAUUCAAAAUGUGAUCAAGUCAGGGGGUUUUAGAAGUACUCCUGAUACUUAAACUAGUCCUGAAAACCUUGGUCUUCCUUGUCCGAUCCUGACUCUAACUGUAGUUUCUUGAUGUCCUCAGUCUCUGGGCUUGGCUUUGGUUCACGCUCACACUCGCUUAGCUGCUGAGAAUCCAGGUCACAAUCGCACAGCUGACGGGCCCAUUGUGAAGAGGCUGGACUCUGCUGGCCCGAUGCUGCCUCUGAAGCUCACCAGGUAGACGCCUCAAACAAUGAGAACAUUUUGAAUUCCCAGUGUAACCCACUCACACCUGACUGUCCCUCCUCCUCUCCCUUCUCUUGUCAGUAUGGAUCUGGAGCAGGUCAUCACACUCGGUCUUGCUCUCCUCCUGGCUGUAAAGUACGUUUUCUUCGAGCAGACGGAGACAGAGUCCUCCUUUUCCCUGAAGAGUCCAAUCAUCAGCUCUCCUUCGACUCAGAGGCCCAGAGUAACAGGAGACUGCUGCAGGAGGGACCUUCCAGCCUUGAACUCUCCGAAGAUCACCAACAAUAUUUCAGCAUCCAGCUCUUCAUCCUCAUCUGUGUCAGACUCUGGAGCUUCACAUGAGGCUGACGCAGGGUUCAGAGAGAAAGGUGAGACUCAGCAGGAGUCCUGCUCCUUUCAAUAAAACCUGCACUCGCUGAUAAACACAGAUUUCUGAUUUCUGUUUGUAUGCAGAUUCCUGUACGACAGAGGACACUCAGCCUCCAGCAGCAUCAGCAGAGAACGACCUCGAUCCUUCAGGUGUAACAGACGCCCCUUCCCCAGCACCUGUUUCACAAAGUAGCUGUAACUCAGAGCCACGGAUGCUGGAGGAGUGUCUGAGAGUCCUCUCAGAUCCUCAGGUGAGCUGAUAAAACACCUUCAGUCCUGUUUCAGCUGAAGCAGGGUUCCCACCGAUCCUUAAAAAGUCUUAAAAGGCAUUAAAUUUGUGAAUCUAAAAUCAAGGCCUUAAUUGGCAUUAAAAUGUCCUAAAUCAAUCUUUCAAAGGUCUUAAAAAUGAAAAGUUGGAUUUUAUGAUUGUAAAAAGUCUCAGAACUCAAAAUAAAUGGUAACAUUUAAUUUUUGAAAUAAUUCACCAAAUGACUGUUGGAGUAACAUCGCGCAAUCACGAUAGCACAACAAACAAAACAGUGAUGUGAUUGCACCCGGGACUCUAAGAGAAGAUGCACGUCAUUCAUAUUUUCAUUUUAAGCAUUUUCAUACAUACAAAAUUCAUUUAACAAACGUAGCACAACACCAGACCGCAAGGGAGCAGGUAGAAAACAAAGCUUAUGUACCUGCCCCUCACUCAAAACAGAAAUAAACAUUACAUAAGAUGGUCUGUCCACCUUCGGUUAUUUUCCUUUAACUUUACAAACAAUAUCACAACCCGCAUAAAAGGAAACAAAUAAACAAAGGCAAAGUCUGCGUCCGCUUCAGAACAUAUGCAUAUUACAAAACAUUAUUCGUCAGCUUCAUAGUUUAUUGUUAUACUUUCUUUAUACUUGGUGUUAAACUGAAAUAUGUUUGUGCAGCCCUUUAAAUUAUUCUGUAGGGAGUUCCACAUUUUAACCCCAAUCACGGAAAUACACAUCUGUCUUAAUGUAGUUACUUUAGAAACAUGAUUAUGUUUAUAUUCAGCGAAAACUGGCAGAACCAGGAUUUUUCUAAAUGGCUGAAAGUGGUACCUGGUAAUGCGUACGAGGCACAGUGUAUUUGUCUUUAUUGUAAUGUAAAAUUUUAUUUCAGACCCAGUUCGUCCAUAUCAUACAAAAACAAUACAAAUAUUGUGGAUUUGGUCUUAAAAUUUACUUUCAAACGGCACUAAAAAAAAGUGAAAAAAUUUUGAAUUUCACUCGCUUUUAGCUGUAGGAACCCUGUUAAGGUUGAGGGAUUAAAAGGUUUCCCUUUUUACUGCUCUAUAGAAAGGAGCCAGUUUUCUGAGCGAUAUAGAAGUGAUGAACCUUGUGGCUUCUCGCAACAUCCUGAACUACAAACUGGAAUGCGUCCUGGAGACUCCUGAGAGGGGCGUCGCCAUCAGGAGGGAAAUGCUGUCGACCAAACUGCCUGUUUCCUCCGCUUUGACUGGGCUGCCGUAUAAGGACUACGACUACUCCAAGGUACAGAGACAGAUGUAAAAGUUGUGUUUGUUUUCGUUCUGCUUUAAUGGAGUGAUUAAAACUCCAGCUUGUUACUCUGAAGGUUAUGGGCACCUGCUGUGAGAAUGUCAUUGGAUACAUGCCGGUGCCAGUUGGAGUGGCCGGUCCUCUCCUGUUGGAUGAUAAACAGUUUCACGUCCCCAUGGCGACCACAGAGGGCUGCCUGGUAGCCAGUACCAACAGAGGAUGCAGAGCUCUUUCUGUAAGUGAACGUUUCUGUUUUUUUUAUUUCUCCUCAUGUUGACCGGGAGUGUGAGUUUUCACUGUCUCGGUUGAUUUUCCCGUCCAGUUAAGUGGAGGCUGCCGGAGCAGGAUCCUCGCUGACAGCAUGACCAGGGGACCUGUGGUGAGGCUGCCUUCAGCGUGCCGGGCCGCAGAGGUCAAAGUCUGGCUGGAGACCUCAGACGGUUUUAACCUGAUCAAGGAUGCCUUUGACCAGACCAGCAGGUCAGAAAAAAUACAGCAGAAGACGAAAAACGAGCAAAAUAUCAGAGAGUCUGACAGAGAGACUCUUUAAAGAAAAGCUCUUUAGCUGCUCUUACUGUCAGUAUGUUUACAUGACACUUGAGAAAACCGAAUUAUUGCCUUCCUUGAACAAGACCGGACAACUGAAGCGCAUGUAAACACCUCAGUCCAGUGGUUCCCAAACUUUUUCUGCCAGGCUUUGGCAGAUAAAAAUAGUUUCAGGCCCCCCUACACCUGACUGUACACAUCAUCAUGUUGAUGAAAAAUAUGUGAAUGUAUAAAAAGAACACACUGUCCGUCACAGACUGCUAUUGUUUUUCCAUUUUACCUCAACAAAACUUCAAACUUUCGUGGAAAUAACAAUAGCAAUAGCAUUUAACCAUUUUUUUAAAUUCUGCAUCUCUGAAGAUGAACAAUUUGCAACAAUCAUAUUUUCUUGACUUUUUUUCUAGUAUUUUCUGUUUUCGUGUCAUUGUCAUUUUAUAUUUAGCCUUGCCGCGCCCCUCCUGGGAACCACUGCCUAAGUCCGGAGUUUGAGAACUCUGAUGGAGUCGGAGAACACCGUUUAAGACACCCAGAUAAUUCGAUUGGAAUUAGAUUUCUCUACCAUGUAACCAGCGUAGUCGGAGUAUGAUUGGACAAGACAUGUGUAUGUGACCCCAGAAUAAGUUUGCAGUAUCAUUUAAAGAACUUACGACUCAGAAGCAACUGCAACAUGGCUGAAGCAUGAAAGAAUGUCCACUUUUGGAAUGAUGAGGAGAGUGCCGUUAUGCUUUCCGUCCUGACAGAAAUGGACAUUUUAAAGUAGAUGGACGGUCACAAAACGAGGAACGGAAACAUCUUUGAAAAAGGUCUGGAAACAGCGCCGCUGAAAAGACCCAAAUUUCCCCCUAGUUUUGGGGAGGAGGACACGUUCACGUCAAUAAUUCGAUUUUCUCAGCUGCAUGUAUACGCGGACAAGGAGAGAAGUCUGACUCGGUGAAAAAAAACGAAUUAUGAGCUUUAUCCGAUUAAGCAGUGCAUGUAAACGCACUGAGUGUUGAUAAUAAUAUGCUUUUGUGGUGGUAGGUUUGCUCGUCUGGAGAAGCUCUUGGUGAACUUAGCCGGGAGGAAUCUGUACAUCCGCUUCCAUUCUCAGACUGGAGAUGCUAUGGGAAUGAACAUGCUCUCAAAGGUACAAACACAUCCUCGAUGCAGAUUCUCCUCCCAAGUCCUCCUGCUCAGAUGCUCCUUUUUUUCCUGUUUGUACUGAUGGAGGUUUGUUUUCCUCUCAGGGGACUGAGCGUGCUCUGUACAGACUGCAGCAGCUGUAUCCAGACAUGGAGGUGCUGGCAGUUAGUGGAAACUUCUGUACUGACAAGAAGUCUGCUGCUGUAAACUGGAUCCUGGGCCGGGGGAAGUCUGCUGUUUGUGAGGCCACCAUCCCCGCUAAGGUGGUCAGGGAGGUACAGAGCUUUUUAAAAAGCUAUUUGCCUUUUUAUCUCAAUGUUUGUUUGUUUUGAAAAUAACAUAUUUAAACACUUGGUCAAUGUAGGUGUUAAAAAGCAGCACAGCCGCUCUGGUGGAGCUCAACAUCAACAAAAACUUGGUGGGUUCAGCUAUGGCGGGCAGCAUCGGAGGCUUUAACGCUCACGCUGCAAACAUCGUAGCAGCCAUCUACAUCGCCUGUGGACAGGUAACCUUUGAACACCAGUGUCCACUUUUCCUCACAUUAAAUCACUCCCUAACUUUGGUUACUGUGCUACUACAGAAUGUGUUCCCAUAGUAACGUCUCCUGUCUUUAAGAAAACCCUGAUGACUAACAGACUGAUGUGUUUCAGGACCCCGCUCAGACUGUGGGAAGCUCGAACUGCAUCACUCAGAUGGAGCCUGCCGGUCCAGACGGGGAGGACCUGUACAUCAGCUGCACCAUGCCCUCCAUAGAACUAGGAACUGUGGGAGGAGGCACCAACCUGCCGCCUCAGCAAGCCUGUCUGCAGGUAAAGUUGGUCUGACAUUGACUGAGAACAUCUGAGGCAGGAUUAUGAUUUGUGCUUCCACAAGGUGGCACUGUUGCCAAGGAGACACAUCAGGCUGUAAAUGUCCAGGGAGGUGUACGCCUCAUAGUUGUUCAGUAUUGCAGUGAGAAAAGCAACGCCUCUGCCUAAACAUGUCCACUCCUGCACAACAGUGAGUCAUCUUCAGAAAAGAGAAACCACAGGAGACUCCAGCUGCCGUAAUUAACGUCCAUAUUAAAGGAUCAACACGUAGCUUUUUACCAAUCAGGAAUUCACUGGGGAGAAUGUUGUCGUUCCUCUGUGAUCGUGUCACCAAACAGCUGUCCUCCUCUUCCUCUUCAGAUGCUCGGCGUUCAAGGUACAAGUUUAGACCAGCCCGGUGAAAACGCCCGGCAGCUUGCCCGCAUCGUCUGCAGCACUGUGCUGGCGGGAGAGCUCUCCCUGAUGGCUGCUCUCGCUGCUGGACACCUCGUCAAGAGUCACAUGACCCACAACAGGUUCGGUUUUUCACUUGUUUUUUUUUUUUCUCAUUUUUUGAGAUUUGUCCCUCUGUGAGUGCUGACUCUGCUCUCUGUUUGUUUGCAGAUCUAAAACUAACCUGACAGAAUCACCUUCAUCGGAGUCAGCCGCAUGACACCGACUGUCGUUGGAUCUUCAGGCGGAGUGAUUGCUGUAGCUUCAAAUCUGUGAGCACUCAGAGGAUUCAGUCUCCAGAUGAAAUGGUUCAAAGUUCAGCGGGUCUAAAGGCUGGAAACGAGGCCAAACACACGACCAGUAUGUGCUUACUCACAUCUCUCCUGACGAUUUGCACAAAGAGACUUUUCGAGUCGAGAUGUUACGCCACACUUAUUUAUUUGUGCCAUUUGUCUGCAGCUGAACACUAAGGCAGAGCUUGGAGAACUUUUUUUUUUUUUUAAUCGUUUCUGGUACCGACCUUUGAGACAAACUGUGAAUAAUUGAUGUGGAUCGGAUUGGUAAAAUCCACCUCGCUGCACAAAGUCAUGAAUGAGUGUCCUGUGCCUCUCAGAGCCAAACGGCUUUUCCUGUAGUACGAAGAAGAGAAACCAGAACGAAAAACUCCCGAUUGGUUUACCCGUCUAAAAGUUUUUUGAUCAGAUUAAGACCAUCAAAUCAGAACAAAUCUGAAAACCGGGUUUUUCUAAAGAGGGUAAGAACUAAGAAAAAUAGGAUCAGAUCAGGUGAUCCGGUCUGGAUUUAUAUCCAGAUUAUAUCAGGAUGAACCUUAAUGUGUAACUGGAACAACUUUGAUCCAACUUUACUUUUGUACAUUCACAACUGAAUUCUUAAAUUAUUUCUGCACUUUUUUUUUUUUAAUAAACUAACAAGGUCAAAGGUAAAUCUGACUUAAGUCUCAUAAAGUUACAGGUCUUUUCUCAUAAAUUUAGAACAUAUCUCAUUUAUUUAAGUCUUUAUUCUCGCGAAUUACCUCAUUUUGGUUCCUUAAAACUGUAUUCUCAGAGAAAUUUCAAACUUUUUCUCAGAUUAAAGUUGAUUUUGAGAUUAUUCUGAUAAAUUUACAACUUUAAUCUGAGAAAAAGUCUUAUUCUUUUACUCAUAAAUUUAGACCUUAUGUUGUAAAUUUACAACUUCAAACAGACUGUUCCUGAAAUACAGCUCUAUUCUCGUAAAAAUUGAAGAAAUUUUCUCAUUAAAAUUGUCAUAAAUUUACAACUUUAAUCUGAGAAAAAUUCUCAAUCUUUUACUUAUGAAUUUAGACCUUCUUUUGUGAAUUUACAACCGUAAACUAACAGACUCUUUUAAUAUACAACUCCAUUCUCAUAAAAAAGAAAAUCUCAUUAAAAUUCUCAUAAAUUUACAACUUUUUGUCCUAAAUAUUAAACCUCUCUCGUAAAUCUGAGGCUUUUAUUUUGAAAUCUUCUUAUCUGUUCUUAUUAAAACAACCCUCUUACUGUUACACUGAUGAAGCUUUAACUACAAUCAUCAAAUAUUGUAUCAAAAGUGUUUGUCAGUAUCAGUUUGUUGUGCCCCUUGUGGACUAAGUGUGUACUACACAGUCCCUCUUAGCGCUCCAAUGAUCUUGAACGGCUGUAGCUGGAUCUGUCAGUCGGAUCACCUGAAUCUGAGUCCUGUCCUGGGUUUGUUCUGACUCUGAUCUUUCCAUUUGCCAAAAGUUUGCGGAGUCAGCGCUCUUCCUGCUUUAGCUGAGGAUUGUCUCGCCAACUGUCCGCCUGAAUGUACGUGUUCCUGAGUCGGUGUUGUGGGUUUUCCCCUUUUCUUGAAUCGCGGUGCUACUGUAUACUGUGUAUACUGUAGGAUGACUGUGGCUGCUGGAGAUAAAGAGAUUUUUUUUUUUAAUGUUUGGACGAAGAGGACCGGGAAUCAAAGCCAUAUUAACUUAUUCAGACUUUUCUUUUUCUGGUAUGUUUUGAACCUUUUGGAGGAUUUAAGGACUAAGCAGACUCCAGAUUUUGUCCUUUUUGAAAAGCGAUGAAGUGGCCUUACUUACUGCUCGUCCAGGAGAAGUUCAGCCAUAGCAUGAUCUAGAUAGAAUAAUGAAUUCAAAGCUCUAAAUCUGAAAAGAUUGUACUGUUUAUUUAAAAAAUAAAUAACACUAUGCUCCA